GUCACACACUCACGCGCGUCGUUUAUUAAUUAUUUGUAUAAUUAUAAAUUAAAGUGUGGAUCUACCUAUACAGUUUAGUAAUAAUUUAUCGUUAUUAUAAUAAUUGUUAUCAAUAUUGGUAUCAUACUAUCAUGUCUGGUAGUCGCGUGUAUAAUAUAAUAAUAUAGGUCCUGUGAUUAAAAAAAAACAAUCGAACACGGUGAUACACAAUGUGCGCAAUAAUAAUAAUAAUAAUAUGUAACUACAUUAUACACUGUGCGAUGAACUGGAGACGAAAUGCUCACCACAAGUCAGCCGGCGUGGUAGUGUCAUCGCAGGAUGCGUAUUCUCUCUGCUAAUACAUUCAUAAUGAUAAUAAUAUUAUAUUGUAUACAUACGAGGCGGAACACAAUGACACUCGGCGUAAGUUUUUACGACGUGCGUGUCGAGCUCGUUUGGCGUCUAUUUUGUACUCUUUUGUUUGCGAGGAGCAGGACGACAUUUCGUAAGCGCACGCACUCCUCUCACACACUCACACACACACACCAAGAAAAUAGGAUACGCCGCAAGUAUAUUUUCCCGAAACGGAGACACGCGAAUUUUGAAAACUUGAUAUCUGCCGAACAAACGUGACGGAUGUAUAAUAAUGUUAUAACAUAAUAUAGGUCCUGUGAUUAAAAAAAAAACAAAUAAUCGAACACGAUGAUAUACAAUGUGCGCAAUAAUAAUAAUAAUAUGUAACUACAUUAUGGCUAUACACAUAUUAUUAUUAUACAGUAUACACUGUGCGAUGAACCGGAGACGAGAUACUUACCACGGUCAGUCAGCCGGCGUGGUCGACGCGGUCGUGUCAUCUCUCUGCUAAUACAUUUAUAAUGAUAAUAAUAUUAUAUUGUAUACAUGCGAGGCGGAUACACAAUGACACUCGGCGCAAGUUUUUACGACGUGCAUGCCGAGCUCGUUUGGCGUCUAUUUCGUACCCUUUCGUUUGCACACUGCGAGGAGCAGGCCAACAUUUCGUAAGCACACACACACCAAGAAGAUCUCCGACGCCGCAGGUAAAUUUUCACGAAACGGAGGUACGCGAAUUUUGAAAACUUGAUAUCUGCCGAGUGCGGGACCAGCUCAAGCGAAAAUAGUGAACUAGGCAAAAUCAAAUUUUGCCACCCCUAACAAUAUAAUAUUAUCAGUAUUUUGAAAAUGCCGCCAUCUUACUAAAGUGCUGCUUAAACGCCACCCUAGGCGUGGGCCUAUGUCGCCUACCCCUUGAGCCGGGCCUGCUGCCGAGCAAACGUGACGGAUGUAUAAUAAUGUUAUAAAACAAUAUAGGUCCUGUGAUUAAAAAAAACCAACAAUCGAACACGAUGAUACACAAUGUGCGCAAUAAUAAUAAUAUUAUGUAACUUCAUUAUGGCAUAUUAUACACUGUGCGAUGAACUGGAGACGAAAUGCUCAUACCGCGGCCAGUCAGCCGACGUGGUCGUGUGAUCGCAGGAUGCGUAUUCUCUCUGCUAAUACAUUCAUAAUUAUGAUAAUAAUAUUAUAUUGUAUACAUACGAGGUGGAUACACAAUGACACUCGUCGCAAGUUUUUACGACGUGCGUGCCGAGCUCGUUUGGCGUCUAUAUUUCGUACCCUUUUGUUAUUGCCCUCUGCGAUGAGGAGCAGGACGACAUCUCGUAAGCACACGCACUCUCAAACACACUCACACAUACGCACUCACACACACGCACAUCCACACACACACCAAGAAGAUCGGAUACGCCGCAGGUAAAUUUUCACGAAACAGAGACACGCGAAUUUUGAAAACUUGAUAUCUGCCGAGCAAACGUGACGGAUGUAUAGUUUUACUCGAGAUCUUUUGUUUUCACACAUCCGUCACACGAUUCGUCGUUACAAGUGUGUAUGUAAUGUUGUCGUCGCGAUGUUCUCUUUUAGGUACAUAAUAUAGGUAUAAUAAUAAUAAUAAUAUGUAUACCAUUGUUGUUAUUAUUCGUCAGAUUGGCGCUGCAGAUCUAUAUAGGUAGGUGCAGGGUACUUUGGCAAACAAGCGAUAUGAAAACUUAAAAAAAAUACGCGAUAAUAAUAAAAAAUAAUAAUAAUAAUAACACAUUCGUUUUCCGCACACGACCGAAUGAAUUUAUUUUACGAGCAGUAUAACAGCAGUGCAGUUUUGAUGACUUUUGAAAAAAAGAACGGUUUAAUUUUCGCUCACGUUACAAAGCGUAGUGCAGUUAAACACGAGGGGUUGAACAAUAUUAUAGCUGGUUACACACUGAGCGGUUUGUCCGCGCGCGGUCGCGGUUUUUAUCCGCGGCGAUUUAAAUUCGCUUUCGACACAAAGCUUACACACUGUAACAUUUUACGCGGUUAAUCGCACCAAAAUUGCGCCAAAUAUCAUUACCUCGUGGUUACUCGUUCGUGUAUGAUCUUUUAUUCUCGUGCUCACAGUUUUUUAGCUUAGUUAAAUAAUUUUAUCGAAUUAAAAAUGGUUUUUUUGAGUCGUACUCAGACCGUUUGUCUUGCUUAUAUAUUGCAUAAAAAAAAACAGGAAAAACGAAAAAAUAGGCGUUUUUGGGUUCAUCCUCUAAACUUGAAAAGGCCUCGGGAAGGCCAAUUUCAAGUUACGUUUAUGACUUUAAGAUUCCAUCCAGACGAGUUCUUAAAGUACUACCGUAUGUCAAUUUCAUCAUUUGAUGAACUGUUAUUACGAGUAAAGCAUAGAUUACAAAAAAAAAAUACAAUUCUUCGAGAUUCAAUACCACCUGAAGAAAGAUUGUCAGUGACAUUAAGAUACUUGGCUACUGGGACAAAUUUUUCGUCUUUACAUUUCGACUUUUUGAUGGGAGUAUCGACCAUAGCCAAAGUAGUUAAUGAAACGUGUAUGGUGGUUUGGGAUGAGUUACAACCCACUGAAAUGGCACCACCCACUCAAGAAAAUUGGUUGGAAAUAGCGGAUGGUUUCUACAAUAUAACUCAAUUUCCUAAUUGCGUUGGAGCUGUCGAUGGUAAACACAUCCGGUUGCAAUGUCCAAAAAACAGUGGUACUCAGUAUUACAACUAUAAGAAUUUUUUUUCUUUGGUUUUAAUGGCAAUCUGUGAUUCAAAUUAUUGUUUCACAAUAAUCGAUGUAGGCUCUUUUGGGAAAGAGAGCGAUUGCAAUAUUUUUAAACAGUGCCCUUUUGGAAAAAAAUUAUACUCUGACAAAAUAAAUUUCCCUCAAGAUAAAUGUCUACCUGGUGAUGAAGAUGGUGUUGCUCAGCCAUUCGUACUUAUAGCAGAUGAAGCAUUUGCGUUAAACAAACAUUUAUUACGGCCUUUUCCUGGUAGAACUUUGAACGAUAGCAGGAGAAUAUUUAACUAUCGUCUUUCCAGAGCAAGGCAAAAGAUAGAAUGCACUUUUGGAAUUUUGUCCAACAAAUGGAGAGUUUUCCAUUCUACUCUACUAGUAACACCAGAUGUUGCUGUGUCUAUUACUAAGGCAGCAUGCGUAUUGCAUAAUUUUGUACGUCGUAGGGAUGGUUUUAAUUUUGAGGACACUGUUAGUUGUGAAAUGCCCGAUAUAUCAGAGAGAAUAGGUGUUGGAAAUGCAUCUUUAAAUGCCAAAGAUAUAAGGGAGUAUUUCGUAAAAUACUUUAACAAUCCAAAACAUGCGCUAAGCUGGCAGAAUAAGGUAUUAGGUUAAACACGUUUAUUUCAUGCAUUCAGUAGGUAGGCAAUAUUGCGUCAUAAUUUUAAAUGUUAACGGUCUACGUUUUUAUUGUUAUACUAUAAAGUAUGUUAAUUUAACUAAAUUAAUUUGUAUGUUAAACAUAUGUUGUAUUCACUUAUAUUAUAUAAUAUUUAAUAUUAAUAAGUUGGAUGACAUCUACGAUAUACUAAUAAGUGCUUACAUUCA
Metopolophium dirhodum (rose-grain aphid) is the source of this 3877-nucleotide messenger RNA. RefSeq lists its product as uncharacterized. NCBI's taxonomy places the organism in Eukaryota, Metazoa, Arthropoda, Insecta, Hemiptera, Aphididae. Bases 2468 to 3664 code for a protein of 398 amino acids. The record is from RefSeq and is a predicted model, not a curated record. The transcript is spliced from 3 exons.